AUGCCGGAGCAGAGACAGCAGCAGCAGGAGGAGCCGGAGUCCGGCUUCAGCUUCAGGAGCAUAAUCCAGGGCCUGGCAAUCUUCUUCUUCAUCCAAUUCGCGAUGAAACAGGUUAUGGGAAACAAUGACGGCCCGAAUGCAGGAACUACCCCUGGGAAAGCAACGCAAAUCCCUGCUUAUGUCGACCGUCCUGCUCGCAGUGAGAUCGAAAACUACAAUGCAAUUCCUAAUGCCAUUGCCCCCAUAUGGCCCGCCAACAGCUCCCUGGAUAUCAGCAUUUACGUCUCUGCAUCAACUCGCAUGCCCCCGCUGUCCACCGUGCCGCAGGAUUCCCUUAUAAUGGAGGAAAAGGCAUUCAACAUGGGCAACUGGAGCGAGAACCGUGAAGUCGAUACCACUUUCAAAGUGCCGAAGGAGGUGCAACUCAAUGGCACUCUUUGGGCCCAUUUCUACGUUGCCCUAAGCGGCCACCAGCUCGAUCCUGCAGCCAAGGACUACAGUCCCGAGAGUGCCGUCCACUUUCUUCGUCCCUUGAAUCAGUACCUUCCAAAGAAGAAGGUUGCGAAGCGCAAGAAUCUCCUGGCAAACCCCGACGAGACUCCCGAGGUUGAGGAGGACAAUACGCCAAAGUACUCGAUUGCUUCUUACUAUCACCCCAACUUCACGGUUUCGGUGAUCCCUGAUUUUGGCGUAGCAAACUACCAGCAAAUGCAUCCUGCAGUCCGCCAGAAUGUGCACCUGGAAAGCACUGGUGCGCGUGAUAUAACUGGACAAAACACCUGGUACUACCCUGUCGUCUAUCUAAACACAUUUUGGCAGCUCAAAACACACAUGACCGAACUCAAUUCCACUGUUGAAACCUUGCCUCUUCGCAUAGUGUUGAAUAAUCUGAGCAACUGGAAAUUCAAUAUUAUGGCUAGCAUGGAUGAAGUCGCAAAGCAGAACGCUCGCAAUGCGGCUAACGGAAACCCAGUCCCGGGUGGCGGUGAUGGAAAUGAGUUCGAGAUGAUCAAGGAAGUGCUUCUGGACACUAAUGUCUACCUGCUCGGCACUACCGCUAUUGUCAGUGUGUUGCACAUGAUCUUUGAGACUCUUGCUUUCAAGAAUGAUAUCUCUCAUUGGCGCAAGAAGAAGGACAACGUUGGCACCUCUGUCCGCACUAUCAUUGCCAAUAUUUUCAUGCAGGCUGUUAUUUUCCUUUACCUGAUUGACAACAAUGAGAACACAUCUUGGAUGGUUCUUGCUAGCCAGGGAUUUGGUAUCCUUCUUGAAGCCUGGAAAGUCACGAAAAUGGUGGAUGUUCGCCUUCGACCUCCUCCACAGAAUUCAUUUUGGUCUUUCCUGCCUUAUAUGGUCUCAUUCGAGGAUAAACACAAACUUAGCGAAACGGAGAAGAAGACUCAAGAGUACGAUGAGAUCGCUUUCAAAUAUCUCUACAUCAUUGCUAUUCCCCUGUUGGUGGCAUAUGCUAUCUACUCCCUGGUCUAUGAAACUCACAAGUCUUGGUACUCCUUCAUCAUUGAAACCCUGGUAGGCAGUGUCUACACCUAUGGCUUCCUGAUGAUGGUGCCUAGUCUGUAUAUUAACUACCGUCUCAAGUCCGUUGCCCAUAUGCCAGGAAGGGCUUUGAUGUAUAAGUUCCUGAACACCUUCAUUGAUGACCUCUUUGCCUUCACUGUUAAGAUGCCAUGGUUGUACCGCAUUGGUACCCUCAGAGAUGAUAUCAUCUUUUUCGUCUGGGUCUAUCAAAGCUACAAAUACAAAGUCGACUAUAAGCGUGUCAACGAGUUUGGCCAGGGCGGCGAAUCUGACGACGAGGUUGAGGAGGAAGUCCUUUCCGAUACUGUCAAGGCGACAAAGUCAACUGGCGCUUCUCAAGUCGCCGGUGCAUCGACACGCAAGCGGAAGUAG
Messenger RNA from Talaromyces atroroseus, 1911 nucleotides. RefSeq lists its product as hypothetical. Gene Ontology annotation, cellular component: endomembrane system; membrane. NCBI's taxonomy places the organism in Eukaryota, Fungi, Ascomycota, Eurotiomycetes, Eurotiales, Trichocomaceae. Bases 1 to 1911 code for a protein of 636 amino acids. The record is from RefSeq and is a predicted model, not a curated record. The transcript has 4 exons.